This is a messenger RNA of Xenopus tropicalis (tropical clawed frog), 1815 nucleotides long. RefSeq lists its product as uncharacterized. Gene Ontology annotation, cellular component: membrane. The record is from RefSeq and is a predicted model, not a curated record. Lineage: Eukaryota; Metazoa; Chordata; Amphibia; Anura; Pipidae. The transcript has 4 exons. The coding region runs from base 724 to 1326 and encodes 200 amino acids.
UCACAAUUAUCAAUGGACGGGGGAGAGUUUAAUAGAUUAUUACUUACAGAAGGAGUUUAUGUGGGUUGGUAAAUUAAAUACAAUGUCCCCCACGGGUCUAAGUGAGAGUCUCAACUAUUGUUGUUUCUUCUAAAUAUGUUUGGGUAAGGCCCUGCCCCCUUAAAGGGGGUGUAAACCCCAUCACAACGCUGUCCCACUGCGCCCCCUAGACGUUCUUGUAAAACAUAAUUAUAGAAAAUUUUGCAAUGAGUGUUUAACUGCCCCAAAAUCUCAUUACAGAUGCAGGAGAAGUGACCAAUGAGAAUGCUGAUUCCCAGCACUGUGUCAGGCCCCUUGCUGGUACCUUACAUAUAGAGAUAAUGAUGUCAUUUUCCCCUCAUUAUAUGGCACAGGAAUCAGACAUGGGGAUAAAGGGACAGACUUGUUCAGUGCUGGGAAACUGUGCUUAAUGCUCCCAACUCCAAUAAAGUCCAAGAUAAACAUACUGUCCAUCCAAGGAAAAUAUUCCUAUUGGUAUUAUUCCAAUUGCGGCUGUGAAGAAAAUGCAAUAAUCAUGUGACUUCUGAGGGCAAACACUACCAGACUUUAGGUCGUAAGGGCACCCAAGUAAGAUGGCUGGUUCUGCAGGUUCUGAAACCCCCCCCUAGAGGCGGAGACUUCAAUAGGAGCGUCAAGGACAGGCCGACUCUAACCGCCGCCACCAUUCUCUAUUUUCUACGGAAUAUGGAAAUCAGAGGCUGUCAGAUCAACUUCAUUCUGUGCCUUAUCCUCAGGAAGGUUUUUAGCCAGGUGUCCGGGCUGAAUGACGAGACCAUCAACGCUCAUGUAAACCAGCAAGUUACCCUAAACUGCUCCCUUUUAACAGCAGAGGACUGGAAACAGAACAAGGUGCAAGUCAUGUGGUAUAAAAACUUCACAGAGAAGAUAUUGGACUGUAAGGUGGAUAAGGGGAAGACCACCAACUGUCAGAAGCUGUCCAGCUCAUCUACAGCUCAACUCUCCCCCAAAAUCUUUGAUGGAAAUGCUGCACUUGAAUUUUCCAAUGUCCAGGAAUCAGAUGGUGGGACUUACCAGUGCUGGGUGAUCUUCCCUCAGUUCUACAACAAGAGAUACAUUGCACUACAUGUACAGGGUGACGUGAAGGAGACCUCAGCAGUAGGUGCCUCUUCUGGCAUGGAGUUGAAGGACACAUUGGGGACCAGUUCUUCAUGGGACAUUAUGCUGAUGAGUGGAUGGCUUAUUGCUCUUAUAUUGGCUGGAGUCAUCUUCUUGCAGAGACACUUUAUGAGGAAUAAAAGGUUGAGAUACAACGUUCUUAUUUCAUGACAACAAGGACAUAUUUCAUGUGAACAUGCUAUGGUUCUAAGGAGAUACAGUAUGCUACUGAGAUCCUUUGUCUUUAUGGUUACAUUCAGACAGACCGGAUUGGCCACGCCAGAAGGACAACUCCAAUCCAAACCCCCAGAGCUGUUAGAAGAAAACCUGGGUGUAUUAUUGACAUGGUUCUUGAUGAACAUGACUUGGACGAGUUACUUGGACAAAACUUUAAGUUUCAUGUGUGUGUCAUUUUUCAAGUUCCUCUACUAUGUGACUAAAUAGUAGUAUUUUUUUAAGCCAACUCCUCUUAUUUUUUGCAUCUUCCUUAACACAAAACUGUGUCUGUGGGACUCCAGUGUGCUGCUAAUUAAUGGAAGACCCAGUAGGAGACUGCAUUCUUGAACAUGCAUAGGACUUUAAUGACUACAACCUGUUUCUGUGAACUUGUUCCGAGCUAAAUCGGAGUCUAACCAAAUGAAGAACAUAAUUCAGCAGGAA